AGCUGCAGAAAUGGGAGCUUGAGGGCUGGCUGUGUGCUGAGAUCGUUGACUUUUCUUGCUGCCUUGGCCGUGUGGCUUCUUCCACAGUUUCUGACAGUUUCUUGAACAACCUUUUCAGGUGUUUGGUCACCAUGAAGAGCAUUGUGCAGCCAAUUGCUGUGUGGGGAAGGAAAGCACCGUCUCAUUCAAUCUGUUCUCUAAUGCUCACUGAUGACCAGGGAACUAUAGUGACAGGAAGUUGGGAGGGACAGAUUUGCCUCUGGAAUCUGUCACCUGAUUUCAAGAUUUUACCUCGGAUCUUGCUGUUUGGUCACACUGCUUCAAUUACUUCCCUUGGUAAAGCAAGUGAGAAACAACCAUACAUCGUCAGUGCAGCUGAAAAUGGGGAGAUGUGCCUUUGGAACGUCACCAGUGGCCAAUGCAUUGAACAUACAAAACUGCCCUUCACUCACACUGCAAUCUAUUACUACUACCGUUCCUUUCGGAUGUCAGGUGAUGGCUGGUUGCUUUGCUGUGGACAGUAUCAGGACAUCUUGGUCAUUGAUGCACGUAGCUUGGAGCUUCUCCAUGCUCUUGUUUCAUCUACAACUCCAGAUUGGAUCAGCUCGAUGUGCAUUGUCCGCUCCCAGAGAAUUCAAGAGGAUUCGCUGGUUGGCAUCUCAGUGACAGGAGAGCUCAAGGUGUGGGACUUGUCAUCAUCAGUCAAUGGAGUCCAGGCCAGAGAGAAUGUUUAUGAAGCAGAGUCCAAGUCACUUCAAUGUUUCAAUUGUCAAGCUGUCUGCUUUUGCACGUACACAGAACGCUUACUGUUGGUAGUUUGCUCUGAUUGCUGGAAGGUUUUUGAUUAUUGUGACUUUUCAUUGCUGAGCUUUGUGAACAGCAAAGAUGGUCAUCACUGGGCAGGUGGCGAAGUUUUAGCUGCGAACAAGAUAAUUGUCUGGACUGAGAAUGGCCAGAGCUAUAUUUACCAGCUGCCUGACAGGUGGGCUCAGGUGGGAAAACCCCGUGAGAAGUUCAGCAGUUUGUUCAGAACUGGCAUCUUUAUCUCUCGUGAACACUCAUUAAGUGAGACUGUUACACCUCGUCUGCUUUGCUACACGUCAAGUGAUAUUAGCAAUAAGUUUCUUCAGGCAAUUCUGAUUUUCAUCAAUGAGCGUAAGGAGCCUUUUCAUAAGAUUCUCUUCUGUGGUGAAGCAUCAGGAAAAAUUUCCAUGUGGCAUAUUCCUGAUGUUCCGAUGGCCAAACGUGAUGGCUCCCCGCAAGAGAUUAAGAUGGUUGGAACAUUGAGCCUUCAAGGAGCAUUUGAACAGCACAAGACCACAACAGAAGAAAUAACGGACCAGUUGGGUGUACAUGUGAAUGGAAUUCAGGCUGGUUUGAUUACAGCCAGUGUUUAUAUUCCAAAUCUAGAAAAACUUGUUUGUGGAUGUGAAAACGGGCGGAUAAUAAUUACCUUGGGUUUGCAUGCAGCACGAGCUCAACUCCUAGUAGAACAUUUUUUCUUGAAAGCCUGGUUACCCCACAGGAUUCUGGUCGGACAUUGUGGUCGAGUUACCUGCCUCCUCCACCCACACAGUAAAUCUGCAACCUUUGACCCCAGCUGGUUGGUCUCAGGAGACGAAGAAUCGUGUGUGAUCUUGUGGGAUAUGUUCAAAGGAGAAGCUCUGCACAAAUUUGUGCUGCAUGCAGGCCCAGUUCUGAACCUGUCUGUGUGCCCAGAAGAGUGCAGUCCAGAGAUGCACCAGACUAUUUGCUGCGUAACAAAUGAUAACUCUGUAGCAUUGCUGAGUCUUCAGUGUCGAACAUGCAUAAUGCAUGCAAGGAAGCAUCUCUCUCCUGUGAAGGUAAUAAAAUGGCGCCCAGCAGAAGACCUCCUGAUAGUGGGAUGCAAAGAUGGAGCAGUUUAUGUCUGGGACAUUGAGACUGAAACACUUGAUCGAUAUGAGACUGGUGAGGUAGCAAAGGCGAUCAUUGGUUCCUGUGAUGAUUCACUAUCUAUAUUCAUGAACACAAUGGAUUCUUUAUCCAUGGGAACCAGACCUCUUGAUCCAGUCAAAAAGAAGAGUUGCAAGCAAUAUGGAUCCUUCAAAUUCAGCACAUCUCCAGCUACUUUCCACACAGCAGAGUUUGCAUUUCCAGACCCCAUUCCGCAGGCGUUCACUAUCCGACCAGUGAAGGCAAAAUGGAGUGACAGCACCAUCCACGUUUUGUUGUUUGAUGUCAGCACCAUCUGUGAGCAGCUGCUCUCAUAUCAAGAAAAGGAACCCAGAUUACCGAAUACUGUCCAAAGCUAUGAGGUGUUGAAAAGACUAGCUAACAUCGACAGCAAAAAACCACCAAUGUCUUUAAAAAGAAACAAAACACCGACAAAUCUCAGUCAGACAAAUGGUUCAGUAAAAGAUUUGGUCCGUGAGCAUUUAUUUUACAACGAGCACAAUGCAGGUGGAUUUGGAAGGGAAGGAGCUGGAAGUAGCAAACAAAAAACAAAACCCAAAGGUACUAAAAAGGUUACAGCAUCAGCAGUGAAAAAAGUGGAUGUUAAUAUGGCCACAGACGCAGCUAAGUUACUAAUUUCCUGUCUCUUUCCCUGGGGUGUGGAUAGAGAGCUAGAUGAACUCUGCAUUAAGCAUCUGGGCAUGUUUCAGCCUCGCUGUCCAGUGUCCUUUGGCCUUUUGUCACAGGAUGAUUACUUGUCUCUCCUUUUACCGGGAUGGUAUCAAUUCAAUCGAGAGGUGACAAAGGACCAUGUAUUCUGCAGCAAGAUAUCAAAUAAAGUUGUGGAACUUGCAAAACAAGUCUCAAAUAUUACCCAGGCUUGUACUAUUUCUGUGGCGGAGACCUUGAAUGAUGAUGCAGAUGGAAACUUUCAGUCAGAAAUGACAUCCUAUUUGUUAUCUGUCAUCUUGUUAGUCAACCGACAGAUGAGAAUGCCUUCCCUGUCCAAGGGGAAUGAAAUGCAUAACAUAGUGAGACAGCAGAAAGUGGAUUGCCUGCGAGGAAAAGGAGGGGAUACAUCACAGAUGUUAAUCUCCCCAUUUACAGGAGAAGCUUCCCAAAAUAGAUCCUUUUGCCUAUAUUGGAGCUUAAGCAAGGAAGCAAGUUAUGAUAGCCUUGCCAAUUUGAUCACCAGUUGGCAAUUCCAAUCAGUGGAGCUGUUAGAAGCAAUACAAGCUAUGUUACUAGCUGAAGUUCAAAGGGUUUUGAGAACUUUGACUAAGAAAUCAAUCAGCAGCCAACCUGUGAUCAGAAUCCAGAAUGGAAACAGCGAGCCACAGACAGGGCCACAGCUUGAACAAAUAGAACUACAGGAAAAAAAGAAAAAUACCAGAACAGGCAUGUCAACUUCAGUCAACAUGGUCACACAUGACUGCAGCCCAGACCUGGCAAAGCACCAAGGACCCAAGGAUGUGGCUGAUGGAUGUGCCUUUGAAGAGUCUGACAGUCCAGUCUGCGAGAGUGGCCUAUGUCCCGGAUCUGUUUUUGCAAAGUCUGCUGAAAUAUCAAAGGAAAUUCUCUCUUACUCCACGUCCGAUGGUUUGUUCUUUGAUAAAGUCCAACUUGCGAAGACAAAAUGGUGGAAGAUCUCCAAAAGUUUGGUUUGUUCAUAACUGAAUGAAUUCACAAUGUUGUAUAGAAACAGUGAAGAAUU
Molecule: messenger RNA, 3649 nt
Organism: Pristis pectinata (smalltooth sawfish)
Lineage: Eukaryota; Metazoa; Chordata; Chondrichthyes; Rhinopristiformes; Pristidae
Product: WD repeat-containing protein 72-like
Exons: 20
Coding region: 132-3608 (1158 amino acids)
Biological process (GO): protein localization to plasma membrane
Cellular component (GO): cytoplasm
Molecular function (GO): protein binding
Source: RefSeq, a predicted model, not a curated record